This is a messenger RNA of Monopterus albus (swamp eel), 3845 nucleotides long. RefSeq lists its product as uncharacterized. Lineage: Eukaryota; Metazoa; Chordata; Actinopteri; Synbranchiformes; Synbranchidae. The coding region runs from base 1 to 2745 and encodes 914 amino acids. The transcript has 2 exons. The record is from RefSeq and is a predicted model, not a curated record.
AUGGAUUCUUCCUUUUUUAACCUCCACAGCCUCAUUUUCAGCUUCCCCUUCACAGUUGUACUUGGAGCCUACCCCCUCAACAUACCCAGGUCUUCCUCUGUGGACCUGCUCAUGGAAUCAUCAUUGUCUAAGACAUACAAAAAUAAAGAAUUUGCCCAAUCAGAAGAGGCCUCUUACCUGGUCAUUGGUGAAGGACAAGUAAGAAAGGAAGAAGACUAUGCCAAUUACCAGAAAACAGAAGACAGUGGAGUCAACCAAUCAAAGAUAAUCUCCGUAGAAACCGAGAAAAACUGUUUGGCCUCGCCAUCCAAGAACAGCCAGAUGAGAUCAGAUAAACCUGAAACAUUUUCAAACAGCACAACAUUCACAGUUGCCCCCUCAGUCUCCUCUUCCUCCACCUCCUCUUCCUCUGCCCCCUGCUCUAUGCCCCCCCUUUCUCCUGUCAGCACGGACAGUGAUCUGAGGAGUCCCAGCUCUUUGCAUGAUAGCACCAUCUCCAGACUCAUUGAUGCUGUGUCCUUAGGCAAUGAGCAAGACACACAUGACUCUAUAUCUGCUCUCAUUGGUCAGUUUGAAAGUACAGUUGACCAAAAUGAUUUUACAACAUUAUCUCAUGAUCACACUUCCUCCUGUCACUCAAACGUCAGGCCUACCAGCCUUAAAGCACUGCAAGAUUUAAGGUCUCCUCUCAAGACCAACACAGCAUUUCCUAACAACAAACACUUGAUAGAUUUCCAACAGGUAGCUCAGAAAGCAAAUCAUGUAAAUCAUAACAAGCAUUCACCAUGCAAAAUUUCCCAGGCAGCUGCACCUGCUCCAGCCCUCCUCUCCAGCCCAGAAACUGCUGAACUUGAGGAGGUAUACACCAUUCUAGAUGAGGAGGUGCUGUUGCCUGUAUCAGUGUACAACCUGAGGAAACAGAUGGUCCAUGUUCGGGCAGACACUAUCGAGAGUACUCCCUCAAACAGCUUGCUGUACUCUCCAGCAAAGGUGGUUCAAGAUUUAGGGAAGAGUCAUAAUGUUGGCUGGGAUGAUAUGCAAAGAAAAAGGGUUGGAGGUUUAGAAAUAGAGGAAGCAGAGGAAGGUGUGUAUGAGGAAGUGUAUGAUCCUCCAGCACCAGUAGCUGAGAGAGAACAGGAAACAUCUAAAAGGUACAUGAGCUCCUCUGUUAACAACAGCUAUUUCCAGUUUCUCUCUGAAAAUGUUGAUGAGGUUCCAUUGGAUAUGAUACUGACCUCACCAAGACAUGGCAGCCAGUGGGAGGUGCUUAGUCCAACCAAAUGCCAGGCUAUAUACCAAAACCAUGAAUCCACUCCCAACUACCCUCAGCUAAAACAGCUUUCAUCAUGCCGUGAUCCUCAACAGCAAUACACCUCACUUGCAUCUCAUAUUGCAUUUUCACAGUGUCCCUCCUCAGUCAGUCAAUCUUCAUAUCACCUGUCCAGUCAUCACCAAUACCAGCACAACUCCCAACUUUCACCACUCCACAGACCUGUCAACUCUAGUCCACUACGUCAGAACAGCUACCCUGCUCCUCAGAGCAAUUUUAAGGUCCUUAACAACUGCAGAGAUGUUGGCAGUUCAUACACACAACAGAGGAACUAUAGUGGCAGCCAGAUCUCAAACAGGUCUCAUCAAGACAGGCUAGGGUAUAAAUAUAUGGAGAGGGAGCAAGUGGUGUAUUUUCAUAAUGGUUUCCCCUCUUCUGAAAGCCUCCCCAGUCAAUCUGCAGUGUCUGUAAACAUCUGUAGAGACAGAGACCUAUAUUCCCCUUCGUCAGAUUGUGAUACAAUGGACAGCCGCCUUCUCUCUGACUGCAUUACUCCCUCAUCAGCGUCUUCAGUCCCUCAAAAUUCUCAGUCACCCAGCCAAAGUCAGAUAGACUCACAUACCCUGAAACAGUCAUGGAACCAAAAGGUUUCCCUCAUCAAUACCAGGCACCAGUCACAGACUGAAACCAGAGUUGCACUGCACUCAGACUUGGGGCCUUUAUCAACUCAGUUCUCGUCCGCUAACAAUGACUCAAUAGCCCCCAGCCCAUGCAAGUCCAAGUCCCUGGGAGACCUGACCUCUGAAGACAUAUCAUGCAACUUCCAGAGCAAAUACCAUAUUAUUAGUCGCAGCUUCAUCACUCCUCACAUGAGGAAGCAAAAGAGGAUGGGCACCACUGGGGAAGCAACUUUCCAAUCACAGUCCUGUGAUCCACUUACAGAACAGCUGCGUAAGCUGGUCAGUCUGGAAGGGGAUGAUACUGAGAGCCCCCAGUCUCCUCAGUUACAUCAGGAAUCUAAACCACUACUGUCACAGCAACAGGCAACAAGUAAAGCUCCUGUGGUCCCAAGAGAUACAGAUGAUUCCCCUCCACUCCUUACCCGUCGCCUAUCUUCUCGGAGCCAAAGCCGAGUGCGCCACAUCAACAGCCGAGCCCGUGAAAGACAGCAAGAGGCUCUAAAGCCUCGGGCAGGUGUGGUGAUCAACAGUACCACCAGCACCGGUGGGGUGGUACUGAGGAAUAAACCAGCCUCACAGAAUCCCCCGGUUAACAGACACUCUACUGGGUCUUACAUAGCAGGCUAUCUUGGUCAGCUGGAGGACAGGGGACUUCCUGAAGGAGCCUGCACAUCAUUACGUUAUGGAAAUGGGGAUCAUUACGUAGAUCAGUACUAUACUGACGACUCUCUUCCGCCUGCAGACUCUUCCCACUCAGCAUCAGAGCCUGAGGUCUACUUUCUGCUCAGACUGUAGCUCUGAUCCUAACCUAAAAUGAGAUUGAAAGCCAAGCACUGAUUCCUGAUAAUGUUCAAAUACACCACAACCCAGAGGGUCAAGGAAAUGAAUGCCUGCCAUGGUUUGUUCCCACUUUCACAGACCAGCAGGUUUCCCUUAUAACAGUUAAAUAAAUCUUGUUCUGGGCUACUUCUAAAAAAAAGAUAUAGCCCACAUUUGGAUCUGACAGCAUGAUUUUCCUCUAUGAAAUGUCCACUAUUCACUGGUGAAUGGUCUUUCUAGUCUGGCAGUGUACUGUCUCUAUUCUGAUUAAUGUGUAAAUGUACUUGAGAACUGACUCCAUCCUAGACUGACUGUACAGAUACUUGUUAGCUUUGUUCCUGUGACGUACUGUCCAAACUGUGUACAUUGACUAUGAAGCAAAAAAGACUUGGGUUUCGAGCAGAAUGUUUUUCUUUUCCGUUUGAAUGUGUAGUAUAACAAAUUUCAAUAAGUGAGAUGAAACUUUUCAAAGAUCAAAAGUAAGUCUUCCUUCUCUUUUCAGUGGUAUUUCUCUUUUUGUGUUACGUAUAAAUAUUCAUGUCACUGUUUUUAAUCCAAAGUGGGUUUUUAGUUGAUGACCACUUCUAUCUGUAUAUUUAUGUUUCUGCAUGUUACCUGUGAACAUGUCAAGCAUGACUAUGCAGCAAUUUAUACAACAGAUGUUGCAUCACCCACCAACAUUUGCACCAAACAAAUUGUUCUAUUCGAUACAGCAGAGGUCAUAGGCAUGUGUAUAGGGUAUGCAAUACAGUACAAUACAUAAACAUCUGAGCUUGGACUUGCUGCUUUUUAUGAUUUUAUGUAGAAUUUGAAAAGAUGACUGCAAAUUUUAAAGAUUUGGAGUUUAAAGGUUUUUAUUUUUAUAAUUGCUUUGAUACAGACUGCAAAUAAUCUCUGGUUGUUUUAUUUUCUAGAACCUAAUAGAAUGAAAAACAGAGUGAACACUACACAGGGCCAGGAAGAGAGGAUGGCAAAGCUGUAGGUUUUUAUUUUUAAUUAUUGUUUUAGUGAUACACCACUUUUUUUUUUAUUGUUGCUCUGAGGACUGUGAGCAUUUUCCUACCGAUGCAAUAAAA